UGCCGCGAUAGGGCGAUCUUCCAUUCGGGGAACAGCUGUUCUCGCCUUUAAUAAACCUUAUGUAAACGUGGCGUACGGGAGCGAUUUUGGACUAAAUCCUGCAAAACCUCCAAAUUUUAGAUGUUCUGGAACGCACUAAAUAUGUAUGUAUGUACAUUUGUACAUAUGUAUGUAUGUACAUAGUUACGCAUAUUCAGGACUGCUAUUGUGGCACUCCUCAGAUAGGUUUAUAGUACGGAAAUCUGCUUACAUUCAUACAUAUGUACAUAAAUCGUUGCAUUUGUCCAUACUAUGUAAUUAAAUAUCGAAUAUUUUAUUGAUUUCACAAUUGAAAAAUGCAUUUAUAAGCAGAAGUUUUGUUGUCUAGUGUAAAUCACGCGAGUGCAUCGCUUGGGAAAAUACGUACAUAUAUACGUAUAGACAUACAUACAUACAUACAUAUAUAUGUAGGUUCUAAUCAGUCUUGAAGUCACACCUCUCAAGCGUUAAUUUUUUCAGUUAGGCUAUUAUAGAAACAAAAACCACAAUGCACCACUAUAUAAAACUGCCGGUUUGUUGAACGAGUAUAUGUCCAUAUAGUAAAUACAUAUGUACAUUUCGUAAUUUUUAGUUCUGGUGCAAAGAUAGAAAAAGUGACGUAACAAUAACCUUUUUCUCUAUGACUCAAAUCAGCUGCAUCUCUUGCCCAUACUCCAUGUAUGUGUGCAUGUAUUCUAUACAUCGAGUUUUCUCAUGUGCUUGCCUUUUAUCAAUCCGCCACGUAUCAGCUGUGUGAUGUGAGAACGCAAUCACAUUUUAAUCUUUACAGUCGUUUUUAUUUUCAUGAGAAUGAUAACGCAAAACUUAAAUUGAUAAUAAAAGAUUGCGAACAUAUUCGGCUAGCGGCAAGGUCUCCGUGUAUUAACACAAUUCUCAUUUUUUUAGAGGAGCGCGCCGCCCAUCAGUCGAGCGGCGAGCAUUUGCGAUAAAGGUCAGUGUGUCGUGCGCGGUUUGUUCAUAAACUAAGUUCUAACAACAAUCUAAACAAUAGGGGAGACGCAAGUGCUGUUGUCUGUUCGUAAACCACUCACAGUUGAGAUGCAAGCGUGGUUACGUAUUUCAUUGCUCCUAUGGAUUUUCGGAUUUUUUCGUGAAUUUCGCCCUUCAGAACCGUUUGUUACGGAAUACCUGAGUGGACCGUGGCAUAACAUCACGGCGGAGCAGGUUAAUAAAGAAAUCUAUCCGUUUGGUACUUACGCUGUGCUGGCACAACUUGCCAUUGUUUUCCUAAUCACCGAUAUACUUCGCUACAAACCAAUUAUUAUUGUUUCCGCAUGUUCCGGUAUUAUACUCUUUGGCAUACUACUGUGGACGUACAAAGUAUGGGAACUACAGGUGGGCCAGGUAUUAUACGGUACCUUUAUGGCUACAGAAGUGGCGUAUUACACAUAUAUUUAUGCUAAAGUGGAUAAGGAGCGCUAUCAGAUUGUAACCGGUCAUACACGAUCAGCGAUUUUAUGUGGAAAAUUUUUAGGCGGUGUUGUAGCUCAAGUUUUGGUUUCUACCGAAGUCAUGGACUACAGAGGUCUUAAUUAUAUUUCCUUUGGCUCACAAAUAGUAUCACUUUUUAUAGCAGUGCUUUUACCGCCGGUGGGCAAAAGUUUGUAUUUUUAUGUAGAUGAAGUUUCGUAUCCAACUACAGAACAGAAGAAUGACAACUCCCGUAGCUCACAACUUGAAGCUUUUCCACAAAACGGCUCCGCCGCUGCCAUCCCAACGGCUGCAAGUGACAUCAGUUUGACUACAUCACCUCGAUUUUCCUGGAACAAUGCCUUUCAGCUACUUACGAAACAAAUUGUUAGUGCUUAUACCAAUCGCACAGUAAUCCGUUGGAGUUUUUGGUGGGCUUUGGCAACAUGUGGUCAGGUUCAGGUGAUCUCUUAUGUGCAAUUUCUCUGGAAGGAUAUAGAUCCGCGCAAUGAGAGUUUCUACAACGGUGCUAUAGAGGCGAUUGUAACGCUCUUGGGUGCUGGUAGCGCCAUGGUGGCUGGUAUAGCUAACACUAGUCAUCAUAAAAAGUGGCACAUGUGGAUAUUGACUGUUUGUUCGCUUCUUAUGGGUGUUUUCACUAUCUAUUCAUCACAGACGAAUUUUGUUUGGAUGGCCUACAUAAUGUACAUUCUUUUUGGAAUCUGCUACUUUUUCGUCAUUACAACAGCGAGCGCUAUUGUUGCAGAGAAUUUAUCCGAAGACAGUUUUGGCUUAAUUUUCGGCAUUAAUACUCUGGCGGCACUUGUAUUGCAGUCGAUUCUAACACUUGUGGUAGUUACUGAUACCGGCUAUGGGUUAAAACCUCGUGAACAAUUCUUUGUUUAUGGUUGCUAUUUUAUUGUUCUCGCAAUCAUGUACUUUGUGGCCGUACUUAUGCGACUUUUAUUUAGAAAACUGAGGUGCUGCGGGAAUGGUGUCGUAAAUAUUACGAGUUACAAUUAAGAUUAAUUUAAAGUUAAGUAUCUCAAAACUCUUAAAAUGUGAUUGCACAAGGAAAUGUGUACUUAUACAAUAAAACUCAUAGCAUAGAAAAAAAGUAUGUCAUUAGUCGCAGUGAUUAAGCGGAUGCAAAUAAAUGUCUGAAUUUUAUUAUCACGAUUAGAUUUUAGAUAUGUAUUUAUGAAUAUUGCUUGGGCAAUAAUUUUAAUCUUAAGUUAUCAGUUACAGAUAAUAAAAUUGUUAUUUUCUCGCAAAAUAUCUACUUUUAAAAUUCGCAAUUUAUUAAUUUUCCACUGCCGAACAUGGACUCAGUGAUAUGAUGACAUAGUACUUUAUUGUG
Messenger RNA from Rhagoletis pomonella (apple maggot), 2809 nucleotides. RefSeq names its product thiamine transporter 1-like. Gene Ontology annotation, cellular component: plasma membrane. The transcript has 2 exons. The record is from RefSeq and is a predicted model, not a curated record. Gene Ontology annotation, biological process: vitamin transport; transmembrane transport. Gene Ontology annotation, molecular function: vitamin transmembrane transporter activity. Lineage: Eukaryota; Metazoa; Arthropoda; Insecta; Diptera; Tephritidae. The coding region runs from base 1078 to 2472 and encodes 464 amino acids.